AUGAAUGCGGCCAAGCCACGCAAACUUCUGGCCAAAGGCUCCUAUGUAGUGAUUCCCGUCCCACUCGCCAAGUCGCAGGGGUCCUCGCUGUCGCUUGAAGUCCCAUCUCGAAAGCCGCAACGAUCCUCAGAGUCUGCAGGGUCGGCGGAGAUGGAAGAUGUUCCUCAGCCGAGGCCACGCCGCAAUUCUCUGCUGGUGCCCCGCAAGGGGGCAAAAAGCCGAUCCAUCUACACAAGCGUUGAUGCAGCUACCUGGACGCAGCAGCUCAAGGCUGAUAUACGGGCCCCUCAUGAGAAAGCCAAGCGCAUGGAGGUUCCCAGCAUGCUGCAGAUGGACUCUGCGUUCAUGAGGGCGAUCUCUACACCGCACCAGCUUGUACCGCUCAGCUCGACGCCUUUCAGAGGCGUCGUGCCCCCCGGCGGAGCUCCGGCAGCGGCGGCUGCUCCGGCGAAACGGCUUUCCCGCUUAUCAUCAGCUUCUGAGUCGGCACUUGCCGGUGAUGGCCAUGACCCGCUGAACCUGCCAGGCGCGCCCGAUGCGAAGCAAGCCACGCUUCAGACUGCUGAUAGUGGAAAGAAGAAGUCUUCCACUGUGAUGAGCCUCAGCAAAGACUCCCAGGCCAAUAUCUUGGACCAUUUCCACGAGUCGAUGGACAGCCCCCUACGGACAGAGAUCAGCCACGACUUGAGCUCAAGGAUCUUGUUGUCCUUACCAUGCAUUUUGUGCCCCAUGCUGGGCUUGCUGACGCUUUGCUAUUGUGGCCUGCUGCUGGUGAUGUUGCUCACCACCUGGCUGUCGGGAAGCACCAUGCAAGCCACGUUGAUCUCCGUGGCAGUCUACAGCGCAGCAGCCUGCGGCUGCACUCACUUCCUCAGGCGCGCGCUUCGCACGGACGAGCUCAUGCUGGCCCUGGGCAAGUUGCACAUGUUCGUUGCCGACUUCCAAGUCGAAUGGAGCAAGGUCUCCGGGCAGGAGUGGCGGAAGAAUGGCUUGAUGUGGGUCUUGGUCGUGUGGUUCUUUGCAGCAGGCCAGCUGCUGGAGGAACUGCAACCUCUGGAAGCAAGUUCAGAUCCCGCAGCCCCAGACCCAGAGGUGCUGUUGUCCCUGAGACGAGCACUGUCGAUAGUCUCGGUUGCCAUCUUUGCCAUCUCCAGCGCCCUGGUAAUUCUGGGCUCGUCUGUCCUAUCUCAUAUCCUCAUGGGCUUGGACAAGAGCUUAGACUGCUGGUGCUGCAUACUCCUUGAUGAAGGAGACUUCGUGAUCGGGGUCCAGAGCUGGAAUUGCUUGCAAGCCCUUCUCAAGUGCAUCGGGCGGGAGCUUGGCAACGCUUUCGUCAUGACGCAGGCUCUUGGUGCUGUGGGCUUGGUGUACUUUUUGACCAGCGCAGUCACCACUGCCUUUCACAUGGGUUUUCGCUUUGCUCCUUCGGCUGUCAGUGGCGACUAA
This is a messenger RNA of Symbiodinium natans, 1446 nucleotides long. The record is from the annotation of a GenBank genome assembly. Lineage: Eukaryota; Dinophyceae; Suessiales; Symbiodiniaceae.